GAACAAGGCCAAAGCAAAUGAAAUAUUUUCAGAGAAAGAGAGGGAAUGAACAAGAACCACUACCAGAGACAAUUUAAAUUUAGGGGAAAAACGUUCAAAUAUCAAACCUAAACCCAGUUUUACGUCUCCCAAUCGAAGCACACCUAAGGACAUUCUGUCGAUCUCUCAAACCUCUGAACAUGUGACAAAAAAGCAACAGCAAAAAGUUCAAUAAUGAGACAAAAUGCAACAGGCAGCGCAAUAAUAAAAUUGCUUUUGGUUCUCAAAUCUGGCAACAAAGAUUAUGCAAUACUAUAUUCAAAGUUUCAGAGUGGGUUGUAUUUAAAUGCAAGGAAAUGAAUUUUCUGUGUAAAUUCAUUUAUCAUCCGCAGAGCCCAUUUCAGCUCAUGCUUAUCACACAACACCAUGACACCCAUAAUGAAGAUUUUGAAUAAGGAGGCAAUUUUAAGGCCCUUUUCCGCCUCUUUCACCACUGAUGCCAAGGUUGGAGGCACCAACUUCUUGGCUAAGAGCUGUCAUCGUAACAGGAAGUGGGAUGCUUUGGUGAUUGGAGGAGGUCAUAAUGGCCUGACUGCUGCUGCUUACCUAGCUAAAUCAGGCCUCCAGGUAGCUGUUCUGGAGAGGCGCCACUUGUUGGGUGGUGCAGCUGUAACAGAAGAGCUAAUCCCAGGGUUCAAAUUUUCCAGGGGGAGUUAUUUGCAGAGUCUUCUUCGCCCUUGCGUUAUACGCGAGCUUGAUUUGGAGAGACAUGGGUUGAAGCUUCUAGCAAGGAAUCCAUCAUCUUUCACUCCUGCAUUGGAUGGGAACUAUCUUCUCUUGGGCCCUGAUGCAGUGUUAAACCACACAGAAAUUUCCAAGUUCUCAAAACGGGAUGCAGAGGCCUAUUCAAGGUAUGAGCAGCAGCUGGAAAAAUUUUCCGACUUCAUGGAUUCUCUUCUUGAUAUAUCUCCACCAGAAGUCACAAAUCAAAUGUCAGCAAUGGGCAGGAAGAUGGAUAAACUACAGAGAUUAGCAUUUUGGGCUCGAUUAAUGCAGAAAUCUAUUUCAUUGGGUCAAAAAGAUAUGAUAGAGUUCAUUAAUUUACUUCUUGCUCCAGCAUCAAAGGUUCUCAACGAGUGGUUUGAGUCAGAAAUCUUGAAGGCAACCCUUGCAACUGAUGCUGUCAUUGGGGCAAUGGGAAGCGUACAUACACCAGGAAGUGGCUAUGUUCUGUUGCAUCAUGUGAUGGGUGAAACUAAUGGAGUUAGAGGAAUUUGGUCGUAUGUCGAAGGAGGAAUGGGCGCUGUAUCUAAUGCAAUAGCAAAAGCUGCAAGUGAAGCGGGAGCUAGUUUAGUGACUAAUGUGGAGGUUAGACAACUGAUGGUAGAUGAGCAAACAAAGGUUGUUAGUGGGGUUUUAUUAUCUGAUGGAACCCAAAUAAAUGCUCCUGUUGUCCUCUCAAAUGCAACGCCAUGGGUUACUUUUAUGAAAUUAACACCUGCCAAUGUUUUAUCUGAAGGCUUUCUAAAUGCUGUUAAGGGCUUGGACUACUCCUCGGGGACCACAAAAAUAAAUCUAGCAGUAGAUAGAUUACCACAAUUCCGCUCAUGUAAACCUUGCAGUACUGAAGGUGGACCUGAGCAUCGUGGUACUAUUCACCUUGGUGCUGACAGUAUGGAAGAAAUUGAUAUGGCGUAUCGUGAUGCAUUGAAUGGCCAUCCUUCACGACGACCUCUAAUUGAGAUGACAAUACCAUCAGUUUUAGACAAAACAAUCUCUCCGCCUGGGAAACAUGUUAUUAAUCUUUUCAUACAAUAUACACCUUAUAAGCUCCAAAGUGGUGAUUGGCAAGACCCAACUACAAGGGAUGCAUUUUCUAAACAAUGUUUCAACUUAAUUGAUGAAUAUGCUCCCGGUUUUAGUUCAUCUAUAAUUGGUUACGAUAUGUUGACACCUCCAGACUUGGAAAAGACGUUUGGACUUACAGGUGGUAAUAUCUUCCAUGGCGCAAUGGGUCUUGAUUCACUCUUCCUUCUACGACCAGUUAAAGGGUGUUCAGGAUAUAAGACACCCUUAAAAGGCCUCUACUUGUGUGGUGCUGGCUCGCAUCCCGGUGGUGGUGUGAUGGGAGCACCUGGACGAAAUGCUGCUAAAGUAGUUCUUCAAGAUAAAUCAACGUAGUCCAAAAAUCAAUUUGUUCCUGAACAGUGAAAAAGUAUUAACACAGUUUUAGUUAAAACAAUGAUAUUUUCAUCUUGAUACCAGUGAUGAAACGAGUGUACUGAACAUUCAACUUUUUUGUCCAUAAAAGAUGGAGCUCUAUAAAAGGUCAAGUAGAACAUAGUAAUGAUAAUUAAUUUUGCAAUAAUCAAUGAUUGGUUGCUAGAUUUAGGAUACAGUUUAAUUUAAUCCAUAAAGUUGUCCAGGUCAAGCUGGAUAUAUGUUAAAAGGGAUUGUAAUGUAAUGUUAAUGGAGGGUACUUGAAAGAACUGAGAUAGCUUUAAAUCUCCCACAUUGCAAUAGCAGGGGGUCCAUAACUCCAUCGAUAUUUGAUGAGGUUAUGGAAUAGUGUAGCCUAGUUUUUCUAGGUAUCAUAAUGAUGGGGUCUAAGCUUUAUUCUAGUUCGCAAUCUUUGGUGCAGAACAAUAAAUUGAGGUAAUAGAUGCAACAAGUUUAUUUUUGGGAAGCA
This is a messenger RNA of Cryptomeria japonica (Japanese cedar), 2668 nucleotides long. RefSeq lists its product as uncharacterized. The transcript is spliced from 17 exons. Lineage: Eukaryota; Viridiplantae; Streptophyta; Pinopsida; Cupressales; Cupressaceae. The coding region runs from base 406 to 2160 and encodes 584 amino acids. The record is from RefSeq and is a predicted model, not a curated record. Gene Ontology annotation, molecular function: oxidoreductase activity.